ACUACAAAGUAAGAUAGAUUCAUACACAGCUCAAAGCAAAAUUUUUUUUAUGAAAUAUCUGUUCCUUAACAUUUGGCACGCAUUAGCUUAGAUAGACUAUGCUGUAUUUCAAUUGAUUCUGGUUUUAGCAACUUGGAAACGCCCAGCUUAUAAAUUCCCAUUUGUUCUAAACUAAUUUUUUUUCGCGCUCCGUAGAAUAAAGUUUUAAUAUUAUCGUAGGGUAUCCAUAGUGUCUAGUGUAUGUGUAAUAUUGAAAUUUUUUUUUUUUUUUUUUUUUUUAUUUGUUUUUUAUAUUUUUGUAUAAGCGCCACAUUGAAGUGCAGAAAUUUGUAUACGUUUAUGGUAUAGAGUUGUAAGUGGAAUUUGAAAAGUUCUUGAACAUCUUUUGUGGACCUACACAAAUCGACAAGUUGGGCCGUUUGCUAUGAACAGAGCCUUUUAUUCUAGCCAUAUCCAGGUAUUAUACUAGAAUUCAAUUGCCAGCUCAGGAUAUGGCUCCACCGAGACGAAGGGCGAUUAAUGUGGUGGCCACACGCAACUCGAAGCAGUGGUCGCGCAACGAGAUCAUAUCGUGGAUAAAUGAGACCUUGGACACGGAUGUGGAGAAGAUUGAGGACCUGUGCACGGGCGCUGCCUAUUGCAAUCUGAUGGAUAUACUGUUUGCUGACCUGGUGAAAAUGCGCAAAGUGAAGUUUGUGUGCAACCAGCCGACGGAAUACAUUGAGAACUUUCGGGUGCUCCAGCAGAGCUUUAACGAGGUGCAUGUGAACACGCCCAUCAACAUUGAACAGCUGGUCAAGGGAAGAUUCCAGGAUAACUAUGCGUUCGCGAUAUGGUUCAGGCUCUUCUACGAGUCCAACUUUCAACGAACACCCGAUGGCUACGAUCCACGAGCGGCACGCGCCAAUAUGCCCAUUGCCAUCGGCCAGGCCAGCCUAUAUCCAACGGCAGUCCGCGCCCGAUCCGCGUCGCCGUGCACACAUCACGAGCCCAGACAGCUGACGCGCAGCAAGACCAUGGUAUUGCAUGGCUUCCAAUCGCAGUCGAGUGCCUGCAGCGACAGUCUACCGUCUACACCGUCUACAAGAUCUGACUCGGUGACAUCAAAGGCGCAGCCGGUUACGGCGAGAGUACAGCCGGGCAUAUCAAGAGCGCGGCGAGGUUCAUCCAGAGCUCAUGCAGGCACAUCGAGAGAACUGGCCGGUACAUCAAAAGUGCAGCCUGCAGCCAGUACAUCACGAGCUCUGGCGUCUACACAAAAAGUUCAGCCCGCUACAUCACGUAUACAGCCCGGUACAUCACGUGUACAGCCCGGUACAUCACGUGUACAGCCCGGUACAUCACGUGUACAGCCCGGUACAUCACGUGUACAGCCCGGUACAUCACGUGUACAGCCCAGUACAUCACGUGUACAGCCCAGUACAUCACGUGUACAGCCCAGUACGUCACGUGUACAGCCCAGUACAUCACGUGCGCAGCUCAGCUCUUCAACGGCGCAGUCGCAGUUGGAUUCAAAAACUCAAGUGCUUGCGCCGCAAAUCAAGAAUUUGCCAUAUCUUAUAUUGCCCAUACCCGAUUCGCUGACGCCGCGUGGCAAUCUGACAUUUAUAGUGGAUCGGGCGCUCGAGCCGGCGGAGGAGAAAAAGGAGAAAUCGGAGCCAAAAGAAUCGACGACGACGUCAAAGUUCUUUCGCUGGUUCGAGAUGUUCAUGUCCAAAAAGAGUCAAGGCAACAAUGGCAAGAGUUAGUAUGAAGCUGCUGCACACAAUCCUUAAACC
Molecule: messenger RNA, 1778 nt
Organism: Drosophila novamexicana
Lineage: Eukaryota; Metazoa; Arthropoda; Insecta; Diptera; Drosophilidae
Product: microtubule-associated protein RP/EB family member 1
Exons: 3
Coding region: 492-1748 (418 amino acids)
Biological process (GO): regulation of microtubule polymerization or depolymerization; protein localization to microtubule plus-end; spindle assembly
Cellular component (GO): cytoplasmic microtubule; spindle midzone; microtubule plus-end
Molecular function (GO): microtubule plus-end binding
Source: RefSeq, a predicted model, not a curated record